Parastagonospora nodorum SN15 is the source of this 1527-nucleotide messenger RNA. RefSeq lists its product as hypothetical. Gene Ontology annotation, molecular function: transmembrane transporter activity. The record is from RefSeq and is a predicted model, not a curated record. The coding region runs from base 1 to 1527 and encodes 508 amino acids. The transcript has 4 exons. Gene Ontology annotation, biological process: transmembrane transport. NCBI's taxonomy places the organism in Eukaryota, Fungi, Ascomycota, Dothideomycetes, Pleosporales, Phaeosphaeriaceae.
AUGUCGAACUUCGACGCCCCUCCUCCGAACACUCAUGCUGGUGGUGAUGAUGACGCGCUUCGCACCAAGGGCAAUGAUCCAUUGAACCCUCCUCCGGCGUACGAAGUCGCGGAUGAGAGGAUGAAUAUGGAGGAGUAUCAGAAGAACGUACCGUUGUGGAAGCGCGUGUGGCAGAACAGCUUGACGCAGAUGCUUUUGAUCAGUGUGCAAGCUUUCUGUGGACCUGCCAUGGCAGAUGCUAUUGCUGAACAGCAAGCUGAUCGCGGUUCAGGCCUUGGUGGAGGUGGUCUCGCAACUCCUCAGACUAACAACAUUGCCAACGCUAUCUUUUACGCUAUGCUUGCCAUUUGUUGUGCGCUCGGAGGUCCCAUUGUCAACAAGCUCGGCACGAAGUGGGCGUUGGUUAUUGGCGCAUGUUCGUUCCCCAUUCAGGGCUCAUCAUACUACUGCAACUCGAAAUUCGGCAACCAAUGGUACCUUAUUCUAGGAGGUGCUCUGACAGGUAUUGGGACGGGAACCUGGUACGUGGCCGAGUCAGGAACUAUCAUGUCGCUUGCGCCAUCAGGCUCUCGUGGCAAGUACCUCGCACUCUGGAUUGUUGCACGUAAUUUAGGACAACUGGUAGGAGGUGCCAUCAACUUGUCGAAGAACCACAUCAAGGGAGUCGAAGGAGGCGUAACGCCCGACACAUACAUUGCUUUCUUGAUCAUCGAAUGCCUAGCCCUACCGUUCGCCUUUCUCAUCUCCCCCCUCGAGCGCGUUGUUCGUUCGGACGGCACGCGCAUCCUCGUCUCAGAAAAGAUCGGCACGAAGCAGGAGAUCAAGCUCGUCAAGACUACCAUGACUUCAAGUCUGAUUAUGCUCUCCGCUCUUUGGGCGAUAUGGUCGUUCUUCUACAGCGGAACUUGGUCGACCUACCUCGGAACCUACUUCAGCGUACGCGCCCGCGCUCUCUCAUCUCUGAUCUCGCCCUUCUUUUGCAUUGUCGGAUGCUUCGGCCUCGGAUUCAUUCUCGACAUGAAAGGUGUCAGCCAGCGCCGUCGAGCGCAGCUCGGACUCUUUACUGUUGUGAUCACCAAUUUCGGAGUGUACAUCUGGUCUAUCGUAAUGCAACAGCGAUUUAACGUCAAUAAUCCCGGGAAGAUUGAUUGGGAAGACGGACUAUACGCCCGCUCAUUCUUACCCUACUUCUUUGUGCAGACGACCGGCCCACUUUCGCAGUCGUACAUGUACUGGCUUCUGUCAUCUUUCGCGACUGAUGCGCAAGCAAACGUUCGUAAUGGUGCCGCAUUCCGGUCUCUCGAGGCUGUCGGCCAAGCUAUCUCGUAUGCCAUGAACACGCAAAUUGAAACCAGCCCGCUUGUGGGUAUGUGUGUUAAUUUUGGACUCAUGGCUGCGGCUCUUCUCCCGAUGUUGAAACUGGUCAAUACGACGCCGGAUCGCAUUCCUGCGGACGUUAUUGCUGAAGAGCAGGAUCGAGCGCUCGGUAAGAUGGGUGGUGAGGUUAGGGUUGAAGAGAAAUUGUAA